Anneissia japonica is the source of this 5545-nucleotide messenger RNA. RefSeq names its product myb-related protein B-like. Lineage: Eukaryota; Metazoa; Echinodermata; Crinoidea; Comatulida; Comatulidae. The record is from RefSeq and is a predicted model, not a curated record. Gene Ontology annotation, molecular function: DNA-binding transcription factor activity, RNA polymerase II-specific; RNA polymerase II cis-regulatory region sequence-specific DNA binding. Gene Ontology annotation, cellular component: nucleus. The transcript is spliced from 20 exons. The coding region runs from base 168 to 2477 and encodes 769 amino acids. Gene Ontology annotation, biological process: regulation of DNA-templated transcription.
GCGCGCCGAAUUCGCUAUGCGCCUAAUGAAUGAGUGAUGGCUGUGAUAUUGAUGUCAAUUUGUACAAUAAUAAACCCUAUAUUUUAGUGUUUUAACGUAUUUAUUUGUUUAAUAACAAAUGGGAACAAGGCAGGUAUUAGCUGUGAUAGGAAAUUGAAUGCAUAGAAAUGUCUCAGUCAAGAUUUAGUUGUGGUUAUGAUAGCGAUUCUAGUGAUGAUUAUGGGGACUACAGUGACCAAGAUUGCAGUCAGGGCCUAUUCCAAGGGUCACGAAGGUUUGCAAGUCGGGGUAAAUGGACAAAGGAAGAGGAUGAUAAGCUAAGAAAUGCUGUAGAAUAUCAUGGUUGCAAUGAUUGGAAAGUGAUUGCUAGUUAUGUUGAUCGAAAUGAGUUACAGUGUAUCCAACGAUGGCAGAAAGUCCUGAACCCUGACCUGGUCAAAGGGCCUUGGACAAAAGAAGAGGAUGAUUUGGUCGUUAGAUUGGUGAAAGAAUAUGGCCCAAAGCGAUGGUCUCUUAUCUCAAAAUACCUUACUGGACGUACUGGAAAGCAGUGUAGAGAACGAUGGCACAACCAUCUCAAUCCAAAUAUCAAGAAAUCAGCAUGGACUGUUGAAGAGGACCGAAUCAUCUACGAGGCACAUAAGCGUCUCGGUAACAAAUGGGCGGAGAUUGCCAAAUUGCUUCCGGGAAGAACGGAUAAUGCAAUAAAAAACCAUUGGAAUUCAACAAUGAAACGAAAAGCAGAAAGUAAAAGCAACCCAUACUCUCCUAGCAACCAGUUAGCCUGUGGCUACAGAUACGGACAGGCCUCUUCUGUAUACCCAGUGUAUCUAAGCAGCAGCAAUGCAGGCAUAUCAAGUGCUCAGCAAAGCCAAGAGGGAAGCAGUCUGAGAAGCAUUCUUCAAACAAACAUGAGACGAGGCACAAUGCCCUCGACAUCUAGCCAGCUGUCAGGCAUGAUGAAUGUACAAGAGAGUCCCAUGCGUUGGAUUGUGAUGGACAAUGAGGACACCAUUUCACCCUUUAGAGAUAUACCAGAAAUCGCCGAUACAAACUUCUUGGAACAAGACCCUCGAUUGGAUGAUCUUAGCACGUUUGAAAUGCUUAACCUUCUGGGUGAGGAAACACGUGGAGUAACUCCAAUAAAACUGACCAAGCUUCAUCAAAAAGGUGCCACAGGUUAUCGAUUUGACGGACAUGCCAUAGCAAACUUGUCUAAGGACACUUCUGGACGUCUGAUACCAAUCACCUCACCAGUGACAUCCAAGUAUAGCACACCACCUACCAUCCUAAGGAAAAAAAGAAAGCGAUCUCAUUUGGAUAGAAGUUCAAGGAGCAGUAAUUCAUCUCUCUUGAAGACACCAGAUAUUAAACAACGCUGUAAAGACACCAGCACACCCAAGACAACACCUAUAAAACCAUUGACGUUCUCACCAUCACAGUUCUUCAACUUACAUAGUCCAAUAAUAGGAAUAACACCUGUUAAACAACAGCUGACAUCAACUCCCAUCUCCAAGAUAGAGCCAAGUACAAGUGUGUUGAGUACACCUCAGUUUUUGACACAGACACCAAGUGACAAGGAAAACUUCCCAGAUGGGUUCUUCAGGACACCUAAAAUUCGCAGGGCUUUGUUAGAGACUCCAAGAACUCCAACACCCCUAAAGGAUGCCCUUGCAGCCUUGGAAAAGAAAAGUGGACCUAUUCGCAAGCUGCCUCUGACACCAGACAAUCUUGUAGAAGAUAUAUCAGAAAUCAUUAAGAAAGAUGAAGAAUUGUCCGGAUUUAAAGCAAUGUCUUCUUUUAAACGAAAGCAGACACAGAUUGACACUCCUGUAAAGACAGUGAGGAAAACUCUAAGCAGCCAGUGGGCGGAUGAAAAGAAAAACACAGAUGACUACUUCUUCUCUAUGCCUGGCACUGCAGAAACGCCUUCCUCACAGUUUCCUAAUUCUGAUAGUAAUGCGAUCAUUCGUCAGCUUUUCCGUGAUUCUUCAACCCUUUUAUCUGAUGAUACAAAUAUGGGUAGUUAUAGUUUCCCGUCACUGGAGCAUUUUGGCUCUGAACCAGCACCGCUGAGUCAUUUACUACCACCCAUUACUAACACAAACUUUGGUGCUGUACCAUAUAAUACACCUGAUUUUGACCAAAUGGAUUCGCAGAGCUCGUCUAUCCUGGCUGAGUCCUCACUUCUCAUGUCCCCUGAAGUACCAAGCAAGAACAGCAGCGAUAGUUUCUCUGUUACCCUUGACCAGGGCUUUAUUGUUCCAGCAGUACAGACCAAUAUCAGUAAAUACAGAUCUAACAAGUCCUUGAGAGACUUGAAGAGGUUCAACGAAACCCCCUAUAAACCCUCAAUUAAGUUGAACAGGGCAUGGGAGGCUGUGGCUUGUGGCCAGACAGCUGAUCAACUCCUCCUCAUUCAGCAAGCCAAGAAAUACCUCUUCAGCAGUAUCAAGCCAAGGUCCUUGAAACUAUAAAGCAUUGCAGAACACACGUCAAACCCACAGAUUUUUUGGGGGGGUGGGGUGUUUUUUUUUUGUGCGUGAGAUUUAAAGACACCACUCUCUCACUUAGUGAGUUCACCACAUUUGUCAGAGUUCAGAUUUUCUUUGUAUUGUGUUUCGUUGCAGCUAUGUUGGGGUUUAUAUGCUUUGAUUCUUAGUGCGUGCGAAUUAAAGACACCACUCUCUCACUUAGUGAGUUCACCACAUUUGUUAGAGUUCAGAUUUUCUUUGUAUUGUGUUUCGUUGCAGCUAUGUUGGGGUUCUUAUACUUUGAUUCUUAGUUAUGUACGGGAAAUUCUAUAUCUAAUGAAAAUAAUGAUAAUUUACAAAGUGUAAAAUAUAUUUAUUAUUUAUGAUCUGAUAUACGUAAAGGAUUGCCUACGUAUUGGUGAACUCCUAAAGGGCAGUUUAAAAUUUGAUUAAAUGAAUAAAUUAGAUUUAGUCUUUAUAUUGAAACUUUAUUCUUGAUAACUUCUGUUUUUGCUGAUUGUAUAUUCAAUAAUUAAUGUGUAUUUCUAUUCACGUCUCAUUGGUCAAUUUUCAUUUUUCUUUCUGCUCCUUUUUUUUUCUUUCUCAUUUUCCUUAAAAGAAAAUGCAUCCGUUCUGUUUAUCUGCAAAAUUUAAUUAAUAAUAUAUUCACUGCUUUCUUGCCAAGCUGUGGUGGAAGUGAUACACCAGAGAGUAGAUGAUUUUGACAAACAAUAUGGUAAUACACUGGUUAAUCAUAGCAGUAAAAAAUUGCUAUAACACAUAGUAUAUUUUACGCAUAAUAUUGCUAGAAUUUUUUAUACUAAACAUGAAAAAAUUAUUACCUAGUUAUAAUAUACGGCCUUGCUCAUCAGCAAACAUAUAAUAUAUUUUCCAAACAAAAAUAUUCUAUAUUUUUGCCUAGAUAAAUAGGUUUUGUCUGUGUUAAUAUUUUUAUGCUUAUAAACACAAUUUGGAAUGAUGUGGAAACAAUCCAGUAGCUUAGUAAAAAUAGCUGAUUUUACAGUAUAUAAAGUCUGGUAUAAUAUGGAAUAUACAUCGACAAUAGUAUCAUUAUAGAAUCAUUUAUAUUCAAUAGUAUUUCUAUAUGUUGAUGUGAUAAAUUUUGCCAUGUAUAUUUAUUUUUAUCUUGACAAUUUUAAUGACCUAAUUUGUGUAGCUUAUUACUAUUAUUUUGUAGUAAAUAUUUAUAUUAAAGUUCUAAUUAUAAUCAUUAUAAUCAUUAUAUUAUUAUUAUUAUUGUUAUUAUUUAAGUUAACACAAAUUCUAGUUACAUUGAUAUUAGUGACAGCACACAAAUUUAUUCAACAAAAUGAGACAUUAAUACCUUUACUAUGCCAAUAUUAAUAAUAAUCAAUAAGUGAUUUAACACAAUACAUAUACUGUAAUUUAAGAGAAUGGGAAUAUGUAAAAUGACAUUGCCUGCAUUGUUCUGUCUUUUUGCUGGUGUAUGAGAGGCUAGCGAGUGGUGACCUUAUGUAGAAUAUUAUGCAAGGAUUGUCAAAACAGUCUCCCGUGAUUGUGAAGGUUCUGGUAAAUGACCAGCGUGUUGUAUAAACCUCUGCACAAUUAAAAAAGCAUAAAUAUUGUGUAAAUUGACUUACUCUCAACUACCUUUGUCAGGUAGCAUAUCCCUCAAGGAUUUCAAACAGUGUUAAAAAAAGAUGUUUUCGUUCCGUUCCCAGGUUAUUAUAUCAUAUGAAGAUGAAGAAUUGUAUAUAAAUGUACAAUAAGUUGAUUACCUUGUAAGGAUCAUUAACAGCAGGUUAAACACAAUUUUUUGUUAUGUAUAUCAGUUUUGAUUGAGCAUGAAUUCAGUUUCAAAAAUGUAUAUACAGUACUGUGUAGGUUUUUGGUUUGAGAUGUGAAUCUCUAGCAGGCUAGUCUUGCAUUGAAUGCUUUGGUUUUGAUUCUCUCAGUUCUGGUUAGUUGUAAGAUAUCUCUUGAUUCUUAAAUUUUAUUUUCAGGCAUUUACAAGCUUGUUUAUAUAAAGCGCAUUGCAAGCCAUAGCAUGUUGCGAUGUACAAAUGCCUCCCUCUCUCUCUCCCUCUAAAAAUAAAAAAUAAAAUACACCUAAUUAAGCACAAAAAAGGGUAUUUCCUAAGCACAGAGACAUUCCCACCUUUUUUUGGUUGGUGGGAGAGGGGGGUUGGGGGUUUAUUAAUCACCAAGCUCGUUGCCAACCAUUAUUUAAACCACCUCAUGCAUUUUGGUUGGUGGAAUAGUAACCACAUGACUAAAAUCCAUGGUUAGGUUAUCAAAUCAAAUUAAUUGCAGCUUAAACAUCAUACCAGCAUGUGCAGCUCCUUAAUAAAAAGAAUAUAUUUUUUUCCAAAAAAAAGCUGGCCCCUGACUUUCAAGACUUUGACCUCUGCUUGGGCAACACAAACUCCCAUUUUUGUGUUUAUCACGUAUCUCUUAAAGUGAUUCGUAAUGAUAGUUUGCGUGGUAACAUGAUGUGCUAUAUUAAUUUAGUGUCCCUAUCUCAGGAAGGUGAGAAUGUUUAAUUUCUGACAGGUGGGAAAGAUUGUUAUCAAUUUUUCAUGUAUCUAUAAAUACUUUUAAAAAAAAAAGAUUAUUAUAUUAAGUUUAAUAGUUCAGAAAAAUUGUUUUGACGUGGAAGGUUUUCCUUGGAAUCUUAUAUAAUUUACAUGUAGUAAUUUUUCAAUUUUUAUCAAAUUAAAUUUUUCAUUUUUCCAGUAGUAUACAGCAGUUCCUGUAUUAGCAUAAAUAGAUUGAUUUUGCUAGCAAUAUACUUGUUUAUUUAUUGAUUUAACUUCAUUCUACUUGGUAACUCUUCAUUCUUACCAGGAAUUACCACUGGUUUCAUAAUGUCGCACGGGUCAUUGUUAAUUAAUUUAGUGAUUGAUUUUCCAUAUUUAACAUCAUUUGAAAAAUUGCAAGUGUGCAAAUAUAGAAUAUGAAUCUAGUAAUUGGCAUGUUACCUCAUCAAGGUGGCUGGUUUAUUUCUUAAAUUUUCUCUGUAUGGUAAUUAUUUUCAUAAAAGCUCUUCUGUAAGUUUGUAGGAAUAUGAUGUAUAUUCCAUCAGGAUA